ACAGUCGCGAUCGAGUCGCGGUUUCGCGAAGACGCUCCCCAUAAGACCAAGUCUCCCUGCUGCAGCUUCAUCAUACAUUUCUUAGCUUUUUUCUUGUGAAAUUAAUCAACAAAAAAAAACAACGAUUCGAUUAAUUGCUAAAAGUGUAACAAAAAAUAGAAACUUACUUUUUUUUUAAUAUUAAAAAGAAAAUAGUUUUUAAGGUGAUCUUCUGAGUGCCAUGAUCGCUAAGAGAAAGGAAAUUCUAAGUACAGAAUAGAUUGUGAAGAAAAAAAUCUCACUUCUCUUGGCAAUUUUUUUUUGCUUCUUCCCAAGAGUGAUCUUGCGGUGAUCUUUCGGUGAACUUUGAAUGUGAUCUUUUGGGAUUUAAGUUGGUGGAUUUUCUGUGUGUGCGCAUUUGGAAAAAGUGAAUGGUCAAGCUGGGAUUUUUUUUUUCCAAUAUUGCUAAAGCUUCCUUCUAAAACACUGCACAGUGCGCGCGAUCGGCAAAGUGAACCUCAUUUAAAAGUCUCCCCAAUAAGAUCGUGGCAUUCAGUAAGGAGAGUGAGAGACCCACUAGAGGCCACAACAAUUUAAUCAAAAAAAAUAUCAGUUGCGAAAUAACUCAUUUGGCACUUCCACCAACUUGGACGUGUUUUGUGUGUCUCAUUCACCCAACGACAAAAUAAUAUAAUACAAAAAAACGAACAAAUUGUGAACUAAAUUGCUAUUAAGACACGGCUCUAAAAACUUCUCUACUGAUUUUUUUUUAAAAAAAUUAAUUUACUCCUUUAAAAAACAACGACAUAGAAUAAUAUGCAAAAAGGAUCUCAAGUGUGGAAUUUGGCGCCAAAAUUGAAAAGAAAAACGUGUUGAAUGUGCAAAGUCUGUGAUUAUAUUCCUUUAAGCCAAGGAGAGGAUUAGACAAGUGCAAAGAAAAAAAAACCAAGGAUGGAUGUUACAAUUCAACGGACUGACUCACAGAGAUCUCAGAGUAAUGGAAAUGGACCGAGGGUCUCCUUCAAUCGUGACGUUCAUGUCAAGAGAAUCGGUUCGCGACAAUCUCCAGCGGAUUCUCAUCACCAAGAGACCCCUCCUCGCUCCGUGACUCCACCAGUACGACGUGAACUACCCAGAGACCUAACUGAGGAAGGAAUCCUCGCUGAAGCAGCUCGUGUUUUGGCACAAGCUGAAAGUAUAAAGUGUACAGCACAAGGUGGAUCAGAUAUUGUGGGUGGUCGCGUUAGUAGCAAAUCCCGUGGCCCUAUAGAGCCUAUUCGAAAGUUCCCAGAAUCCCAAUUUAACUCCCUACCAUUGCGAGGGAAGAAGAAGAUUAAGGCUCCCGUGACACGAAGUGUUAGCGACGCAUCGGCCAAAAAGAGCAAAAAACCGUCAAUCUUUUCCCUUUUUGGCGGUCGUAGGGAUUCAGGAUCAGACGAAAAUACUGGGAAGCGUGUAACUCGUAGUAAGAGUGAUGUGGGUACUGCACGAGAUCGGAACACACAACCUGUUCGUAAAAGGAACAACAGUGAGAAUGAUGAAGGUGUAAAUGCAAAGAAGAAAGCCCCACCGUUGAGCCCAAUAAUCGAGAGCAGCCACAGGGAAGACUACUUUGGAAAAGGUCAUGAAGCACGAGGACCUGUUAAGCUUGAGGAUUUGAACGUACAACCAACAAAGGCUGUAUCAAGCAAUAUUAAGGAAGCCAUUACGAAUCUCGUAACGACCCAGGCUAAAUCCACUGAAGAGAUGCACAGUUCGCAGCAGCCAGCUGAGAGGCCACCGCUCACGAAGGGGCUCACCGUGGACGGGAUGGUGAAGAGACUCUCAAUGGAACGCUUUUCACCACCACCUCAGCUAACUGGGCCUGCAUUCUCCUACACCCGUCCCAAGGAGCAAAUCAUCUACGCUCAAGUGGUUUGCGAUGGCGAUAAGGCCAAACAGACUGUCCACUACGCACCUAGUCACCUCAAUGGCUUCCAUUCGGACACCAACGGUAGGCGCAAUGGUCGCCCUAGUCAAUCCCCAUCACCGUACCGUGAUGACAAGAGUCCUCUUCACAUAAACGGUGAUCGACUGCAAAGAAAGGAAACACCAAGAGUCAAUAGCGACGAAGACGAGGGUCUUGGUUUUGAGAUCAAGAGGCCAUAUGAAGAAGAUUUCCGAACGCUAGUCGAUGAGGGGCCAAUUACACCCAAAAUCCGCGAUGUUCCUCCCGAGAAAUACUACUUGGGAGAUCGAACGCCUGCUUUCCAAGACCUAAGUCAACGACGACAGAACUUGCAGUCAAGGAUCAACAAUCGCCUCUUCGGCUCGAAGGAACUUCUCGAAGAUACAAGUCCCGAAAGGGAUGUAUUUGCAAGGAAUGGACAUCAAAAUGUAUUUGAGGAGUCUCGGUAUCAACGCAGCAAAUCUCAUGACAUCGAUCAUGUGGAUAAUGCAAAACGAUUCCAUAAGUUUGGUUCACAGGAGGUGGUUAACCGGUAUUCACCGGAUCGUUCGCACUUGGAUAUGACGCAAACACCAUCCAAUGGGCGCAUCACGUCGAAGUAUGUGGAAGAAUCUAGGUACUACCACGAUGGACGCGAUGGCUACCGCGAGACAUAUCGCAGGGAAACCAACAUAGGUCCCGAUGGACGACCCAGAACAUCGGAAUCCAGAUCAAAAGAACGCCUCAAUUCCCCAAAGAGGGGUGCGAAGGAGAUUGAUUUGGGCUACAUUGAGGAUCAUCGAAACUUCGAUGUAGGCCACCUUGAACCCAAUACAAGCUACUUUCAGGAGAAGUAUCGCAACGACUUGCAUCAACCGAGAAGUUUGGAAUCAACUACGAGUGGAGAUGUUACGAGAUCGAGUCCUGAUCAGGCAUUUAGGCAGCAUUUGAAGAGUACACACCUAGCAAAUGGCUAUAGGCAUGAAUCGGUAGAUUCAUAUCAGAACUCACUAAAACGGCAGCAGAAGCAUCAGCGGAGCUUCGACAAAGGCGACUCAGGAAUUGAGAAUGACUACAGGAAGGAUUCUUUCAAUGGAGAUCUACAAACAAGAUGGAGACGUCGAACUGUGAAUGAUGACAUUAAAGCCUGCGAGAUGUUUUUAAGGAAGGAACGACGUCACACAGAAGACAACCAUCCAGUAAGGAGACGUCUAACCUACGCAUACAGGGAGCGAAGUAUCGAUGACGGCAGCCAUUUUGAUCCACGCCUGGAUAAGUAUCCAGAUGGAACGACGCGAAAAUCUCGCGAUAGUCGCGAAAAGAGCGUGGAAAAAUCAGGGAAAGUUGAAAAGAAAAAGAGUGGACUCGAGAAGGUGAAACAACUACUGACGGGUUCUGGGAAAAAGAAGAGCACCAAGGAGGAAAAGGCCAAGGAGAAGUACAUGGUGAAGGAGGAAGAAAUGAGGGCUCGCUACAGCGAAUAUCGUGGUCCGACUGAAGGCCCCAAGAUUCAGGAUAUUGCAACGAGAAGACGUCUCUCAACACCGAAAGCUAGUCCCGUCCCGCGAAGGACAUCAUCCCAAAAGAGUACCAGCAAGAGUUCGUCGAAUCUGUCGCAGCAGGAAAAUACGCCAUCGCAGAAAUUGAGCUGGUUCAAGUCCCUUGAUCGUCUUUCGCGGAAGAAUAAAGUCACAACAAGCCGGAAGACGGCGAGCGAUGAUGACUUCUCCAGCAUUCAGUCACCCAGGCCACGUCCGCUAAGUCCACGUCAGGAGAAUCAGGCUCCCACGAAAAAUCUUCGUUUCUUCGGUGAUACAGAUCUCGAGUCCAAUGCGAGUAUCUCCAAAGGAGCCCUCAAGAGCAAAUCUCGCCAUCCUUUAUCAUCUGCUCUCAAUCGUGGACAGAAGAAGUACUCAAGGAGUGCUUACGAUCUUGAUACCAUAUCUAAAGGAACGAAGAUUACAUCUGCAAGCAAAGCACGCAGUUCCUCCCUACAACAUCUCGAGGAUGGUUUCCUCUUUAAUGGAAGAACGAAAACACAGUCGAGGGACCUUCAUGAUAUCUCUGAAAGUGCAUCCGACAACGAAAACAGACCAAUUAGGCACGCAUCCAGGAGUGUCCCCGCGAAACCAUCGCGAGGACGUCACUCAUCGGAAUCCACGGGAACGUCCAUCAUCAAGUCCACUACGCUCAAUCGACGUACACCAAAUGGCGUAGCUGUUAAUUCGUCACACGAUGAGGACGUUGAGAGUGAGAUACCGUUCCAGCGGAAGCGUCACUACUUCGAGGAGGUGAGCAGGCGUCAUGAGUCACCAGCUAGGACUCAUCCAACGCUCAGGAGGGAACUCUCAUUUGGUGGCACCGGCUCCAACGAUUACAGGAAGCCACCACCGGGACCACAAAAGCCUGCGCGGUUAUUCGAAAAGCGACGCGCUUACUCCAGGGAACGAGAAAGACUGCACGAUAGCUCCGGCACUGAAGGCGAUUCAAGUCAGCAAAGCCAAAGAAGCGUAGUUUACUUGCACGCCACUACUGUUGGUGACAUUCCACAGCCUAUGCGACGUCGAGCUGCAUCCAGAGAUGAUUUAAGCUCCAAUAAGUCCAAAGGCCAACGUCCCAUGACACGUACUGUCUCACGGUCUGUCUCAGUUCUAGCCCCGUGGAAGCCCAAACAUCUCCAUGAAGGCUACGAAAUUAACUAUUCACAGACACAAGAGAAGCCAAGAAAAUUCUACCAUCAGGAAAGAAAGUCUCCAGCCGCCUCGUCAACGUUGAACACCAAGAGGGAUACAACGACACUAACGCGGUACAAGAAGGCAACACCCCGAGAUGAAAUGUCCUCGGACAAGAGUUCGUCCUUCAAGAGUUCCUCCAAUUUGGGUUUCUUCACACAAUCCCGACAGGCAAGGAAUCACAAACGAGACUCAGAACCACGUAAUCUCUCUGAAAUCUCCCUAACACGUCGUCGGGAUACCCCAGAAAGAUUCCCAGCAACACGAAGACGUUGGAAUGAUUGAAAAGAAAAAAAAACUUCCUUUCUUGGAUUUUGUGAGAUGGUGCUAACUUUUUAACAAUUUUUUUCAAUAUAUAUUUUUUUCACAUUCACGGCUCGACUGUAGAUAGAGAUUGAGAUUCUAAAUAUGAACAAGAAAUUAACCAGGAGAUGAAGUAUAUAAAAAAAACUAAUAACAUUCCUAAAAUGCAUUAUGUAUCCCUUUCUUUGUAAUUUCUUUGACAUUCAGUGUAACAAAAUAUCGUGAGAAAUAUUUUUUUAUUGUACUAUUUUGCAACAAUUUGCCAUUUAUACGCUCAACUUGUAAUACAAAUAUUUUAUUAAAAAAAAAAAGAAACAUUAAUAAAUAAUUUUAUUGGACACUA
Lutzomyia longipalpis is the source of this 5284-nucleotide messenger RNA. RefSeq lists its product as uncharacterized. NCBI's taxonomy places the organism in Eukaryota, Metazoa, Arthropoda, Insecta, Diptera, Psychodidae. The record is from RefSeq and is a predicted model, not a curated record. Bases 931 to 4923 code for a protein of 1330 amino acids. The transcript has 13 exons.